This is a messenger RNA of Saccostrea cuccullata (small rock oyster), 1440 nucleotides long. RefSeq names its product receptor-interacting serine/threonine-protein kinase 4-like. NCBI's taxonomy places the organism in Eukaryota, Metazoa, Mollusca, Bivalvia, Ostreida, Ostreidae. The coding region runs from base 131 to 1240 and encodes 369 amino acids. Gene Ontology annotation, molecular function: protein binding. The transcript has a single exon. The record is from RefSeq and is a predicted model, not a curated record.
UUAUAUAGCUUGUCUUAAUGGACGGUGUAGAACAGUACAACUGUUACUGAACAAUGGUGCCAACAUCAAUUUAUCUGAUAAGAAUGUAGCCAGCCCUCUUUCAAAAGCAUGUCAAAAUGGACAUGAUAGCAUGGUACAACUGUUAAUGAACAACGGUGCCGACAUCCUUUUAUGUGAUAAGAAUGUAGCCAGCCCUCUUUACAUAGUUUGUAAAAAUGGACAUGAUUGCACGGUACAACUGUUACUGAACAACGGUGCCGACAUCAAUUUAUGUAACAAGAAUGGAGUCAGUCCUCUUUAUAUAGCUUGUCAAAAUGGACAUGAUAGCACGGUACAACUGUUGCUAAACAAUUUUGCCGACAUCAAUUUAUGUGAUAAGAAUGGAGUCAGUCCUCUUAAUAUAGCUUGUUAUGAUAAACAUAAUAGCACGGCACAACUGUUAGUGAAGAACGGUGUUGACAUCAAUUUAUGUGAUUAUGAUGGUUUCAGUCCUCUUCAGAUAGCUUGUCAAAAUAGACACGAUAGAACGGUACAACUAUUACUGAACAACGGUGCCAACAUCAAUUUAAGUGAUAAGAAUGGAGUCAGUCCUCUUUAUAUAGCAUGUCAAAAUGGACAUGAUAGAACGGUACAACUGUUGCUAAACAAUUUUGCCGACAUCAAUUUAUGUGAUAAGAAUGGAGUCAGUCCUCUUAACAUAGCUUGUUAUGAUGGACAUGAUAGCACGGUACAACUGUUAGUGAACAACGGUGCUGACAUAAAUUUAUGUGAUAAAGAUGGAAACAGUUCUCUUUGGAUAGCUUGUGAAAACUCACAUUGCAGCACCGUCGAAAUUCUAUUAAGUGCAGGUUCUGAUGUAAAUUUAUGCAAUAUAGGCAACUGCAGUCCAUUGUAUCUAGCAUGUCUCAAUGGUGAAGACAGAAUGGUUAAACUUUUAUUGAACAAAGGUGCCGACAUCAAUUUAUGUGACAACGAGGGAACCAGUCCACUCUAUAUAGCCUGUGAAAACGGACAUUACAACACGGUUGAAUUAUUAUUAAUGAGAAAUGAUACUUGCAUUAAUUUAUGCAAUAAAGACAAUAAGAGCCCACUGUACAUACAUACUUAUAUGGUCAUGACAGUAUCGCUGAACUUUUACUACAAUAUGGUGCUGAGUUUUUAUUCUGAAGAUGGAUUCAAUGAUUUCUCAAUACCAAGUGCGUUUACAUUAUUUCUGAGAUAUGGAGCAAAGCAAAUUUAAGCUUUGAUGAGACCUUGCAAAAAUGAUGGAGUGCUUGGAAUUCGUGUUUUAUGUUUAGUUUACAGAUAUUUAUUGCUUUUAAAAAUUUGUGUGGAUUCUUUUUUUUUCUUUUAAAUUUAGUAAUUACUGCAGUACUGUUAAUCGCCAAAUUUUCUUUGACAAUUGAUUUUUUUGAGAUGGAUACUGCGUAUGUGAAAGCG